Messenger RNA from Acanthosepion pharaonis, 798 nucleotides. The record is from the annotation of a GenBank genome assembly. Lineage: Eukaryota; Metazoa; Mollusca; Cephalopoda; Sepiida; Sepiidae.
AUGGUUUUCUUUUCCCUUUCCUUUACUUCUUAUCAGUUUUACUCAUCUCUCAUUUUUCCUUCAUCUCUUUUUCAUCUUCAUAUUUUGUUUCUUUUCUUUUCUUCCUUCACUGAUAAUAAAUUUUUUCUCCAUAUUCUUUCUAUUACUUCUUAUCUGUUCUACUUCGCUCACUUUUUCCCCUUAUCUCUUUUUCAUAUUCACAUUUCUUUUCCUCUUCCUUUGAUAAUAAUUCCUUUUUUGUUACUCCAUAUUCUUUUCAUAUCUUCUCUUCUCUUUCUAUUAUGUAAUCCAUUUUACUUCUCUUUUUUUUUUAUGUACCUUCACCUUUUUUCAUAUUCACAUUCUCUUUUUUCUUUCUCUCCAUAUUCUUUCAUGAUUUUCUCUUUCUUUUACUUCUUAUCUGUCUUUACUUAUCUCAUUUUUCCUUCCUCUCUUUUUCAUAUUUAUAUUCUUUUUUCCUCCUUUGCUUAUAAUAAUUUCUUAUUUUCUUUCUGUAGAAUUUCACAUUUUUCUUCUCUUUCUAUUUCUUAUCUAUUUUACUUAUCUUACCUUUUUCUUUCAUUUCUUUUUCAUCUUCAUAUUCUUUCUUUCUUCAUUUUCUACUCCCUCUUUUCUACCAUUGUUUUCUACCCUUACACUUUCUUCUUCUUUAUCCCUUUAUCUACACUCUCGUUUCCUUUCGCCUUCUACUUUCUUCUUUAUUUUGUUUCAUCCUUCACCCUUUCACAUCCCCCAACACCUCUCCCCUCUCCAUGUCAUUUCAUCUCUGUUAAGAUACGACUCAAUAAAUCUUUAUAA